AAUAGCUCACUCUCUCCCACCACGUACAACCAAGAUCCCUUGAUUGAGUUGAGACUCUAUCACAAAAUGAAUUCUUCAACACCAUGUUCAUUAUUGUUCACCCUUUGCUUGAUCCUUAUAAUUUCCCAGUCUCCUUUGCCAACAAAUGCUAGAGCUCAUGGUCAUUACAUGAUUGGCCAAAUUUGCAAGCAAUUAACAAGGCAGGAGGACAAGAUAAAAUGCCCGAUCAUUCUGAGAGCAAAUCCCAAAAUCUUGCGUGCAAAAAACUAUCUUGAAUUUUCAUCAGCGGUCCUGGAGUUAGGGAUGCACAAGGGAAUAGAAGGGCAGAAGUUUCUUAAGGGAUUGGUGAAGGCAAAAUCUUCUCCGGCCAUUGCGGAAUGUGCAAACUUUUGUUAUGAUGCGGUGGUUAACGGUUUCAAAGGUGCCAUGAAUGAGCUGAAAGAUGAUCCUAUGACGGCUAACUAUGAUGCCGGUGUUGUUAGUGAUGGACCUGCAACCUGUGAGAGAGCAUUAGCUGAUGAACAUAUUGUUGACCCUGCAAUUUCUGCUCUUAACAACCGUAUAAUGUUGCUUAGCGCCAUUGCAUCCUACGCCAUAGAUAAACUUAUUGCAAAUUAACCUAUGGUGUAGGAUUUUCUAUUUGUUUUAGCAUCUUCUUUGGUGAGGAGUAAAUAAUAAAAUCAAAUAGAAGUGUACUAUUUUUUGUUCACUAUUUCUUACCUAUGUGUGGCAUUUUGUUCUCUCAUAUAGGUCUUCAUUUUCUUUUUAUUGACUUGGUUUUUCUGUCAAAUUAAACUUUGGCUGCGUGUGAUUAUCUGAGUGAUUCUUAGUACCCAUUGUCGGAAACAAGCAACCAAAUUUUAUGAACUGACUUCUCAUUUGAAGGUUCUUUUUUUCAA
Messenger RNA from Glycine soja, 899 nucleotides. RefSeq lists its product as uncharacterized. The transcript has a single exon. Lineage: Eukaryota; Viridiplantae; Streptophyta; Magnoliopsida; Fabales; Fabaceae. Gene Ontology annotation, molecular function: enzyme inhibitor activity. The coding region runs from base 67 to 618 and encodes 183 amino acids. The record is from RefSeq and is a predicted model, not a curated record.